Molecule: messenger RNA, 2899 nt
Organism: Linum tenue
Lineage: Eukaryota; Viridiplantae; Streptophyta; Magnoliopsida; Malpighiales; Linaceae
Source: the annotation of a GenBank genome assembly
CGCCAACGAUGCAACUACCGAGAACAUUAACUGGACAGAGAACAAGACACUCCUAAGUCCUAAAGCCCAUACCUCAUUCAAUGUGGGCCGAACAAGGAGAACGAGCCGGUUGCGACCCGAAAAUACUCCCACCUCUGACCCGAGUUGAUUUGUCAGCUGACCUCCGGCGUCUAAACCCCUAAGCUAAGCGCCAUUCUUUUCCGAGCUCCCCCUCCUUCCUCCGUAAAACCCCAUCUCCGAUCCACCAGCUGAAACCGACGCGACAAAAUAGAAGAACCAAUUCACCAGACGUGAAGAGCACAAAGAUGGUGAGCAAACCAUGGAGGAUAAUCCCGCGGCCAUUGCUGGAAACAAUCCUGAACAACCACGCUCAGCACCACCGAGUUCAGCAGCCUCUCAUCCUACACGGCCCUCGCGGCGUCGGCAAAACCACCCUCAUCAUUGACCGUCUAUUGAACGAUUGGAACAAAGGUCCCCACGUCACCGGCUAUGUAGAUUUCGCUGAAUCUGUGAAGGAUCAUCACCCAAAGCACGGAAAUUCUUUUCCAUGGGGUUCGUGGUCAACCUGCAACCCGCCGGUUGUCGCCGAUUGCGCGACCCAGUUGGAGAGUUGCCUUGAAUCCAUGGCCCAGAAAGCGAUUCAGCUCGGCAGCAUUUCCUCCACUCAAAUCUUCUCCAUUGUCAGCAAAUGGCACCUUCCUGACACCGCGCUUCGCCGGAUUAUAGUCCAGAAUAGCGCCGGCGUUGCUUCCAAAUCGAAAAAUGCAGUUUCUGAAAAGGUUUUCGGGUCAGUUCUAUGGGACCGGGCAGUGUUCGCGCUAAGUGCUCGAUCAAAUGCAAGGGAGAUGGAUAAAUUAUUGAACUUGGGAGAGAAGGGGAAGAGAAAGUUGUCUGUUGAUGAGACUUCUUACUACAGGGAAGCCUUGGUUGCGCUGAGAUUGGCGAAGGAGGUUAUUAGGGCGAUGCAGAGUUCGAGAGGUAAUGCCAUUGCUCAAUUGAAUCGGACUGGUGGGUUCUCUAGGUCGCUGGCGAAUUCUUGCACGGAUUGGCCAUGUUUGUUGCUUGAGUUGUUGUCACAAGCUGCCGAGAUUGAUUACUUUCAGCCGAAGCUGGUGAUAAACAAUAUCGAGGUGCUGAAAAAUGCUUUGUUAAAUGAUGAUAAGAUGGUGUCUGGAUCAAUGUAUCAUGACAGUCUGAUAUGGAGAAUCAUUGCUUUGGGUGCCAAUGAGAAGUGUCUUCCCGUUAUGCUUGUGACUUCUGAUAGCUACUAUUCUUACAGGGCUUUCAUGGAUUUCGGUUUUCCAGAUAUAUUUAUCUCUAGAGAGACCUUUGGUUGGACUCCAAUGGAGGCUGAAUUGCACAUGAUUGCAGACUACUUCAGUCAAUCAGAGUGGAAAGUGAUAGUUGAAGUGCUUGGGCCAAGCCCUAGGCAUCUUUUUGAACUUUAUGCACUCAAGCAAAGCAGCUAUUACCAGAAGUAAGAACAUGGUACUGGAGGACAAGGAUAACACAUUCGAGGAUAUCAUUGAUGCAUAUUUAGCUUAUCUACAGAUAAUUGUUGUAAAUCCUGCAAUGGAUAAAGCCAUUGCGAUCCUCCAGAAGUUUGCCGAGGAUGCAAGAAAGGGAAAAAUUCCAAAAGAUAAGCUGCGAUUUGGCUCUUCUUGGAGGCAUCCUCCUCAAAGAGAUGAUCCUAUUCGGUCCUCCAAUUGGGCCAAGCUUCAACUCAUGGAUUUUAUCCAGACGUUAGCAAACACUGAAUUUGGGGUUAAUUAUCUAGCUGAUUGUAGCUUGGAGAUUCUGGAUGAUCCAUGCACAGGGGCAUUGAUUGAGGUUGGCUUGUUAUACGCUCAGCGUGAACCAUCCUUCAUUCGACCCAUAUCUAGAGGAAUUCAACGGUGUCUAGCAAGAUGGCUUGUGAAGGAGAAGAUGCAAAUGGAUUUCGGGUCCUCGUUCCAGUUCUUGUGGCAACGGUUAAUACGUGGUCGUAGCUAUCGCCAUCUGAUGCUAGAAGUGGGUUAUAGUAAAUUUUAAAAUUGACGGUAUGUCGUCUCUCUAAACUCUAGGUAGACUUGCCAAGAUGAGCGAUAUUAACAAACUUUACAUUCUAUCAUCCAAGGAGAUAAUUAGUCUACCGAAAGGCUUCUAGUCUGAUGGUAGCAAGGCAGCAUUGCGUCACCCUUGGUGGACUCCCUGCUUGUUUCCAUUCUCCCCUUAAUAUUGCAGUUGUAGUUGUUGACUCUAUCUAAUGCAAGCUGAUUUAAGUUAAAACUGUUUUUUCACAGGACGUGCUGACUUGCAAUGCUUGAAGUUAAAUUGAGUUGCUUAAAUUAGUUGCAGUUGUAAAGACUUGUUUGUGAAGUGCCAAUUGCACCACAAAAGAUCAAGGUUCAAGUCCAGAGAGGUGUUGACGUCCAGUUGACCUCGUACAAAACAGAAUGUGGCCAGAUUUUGCAGCUGUCGGUAAAAGCGCCCAAGGCCCAGUUUGAGGGAGGAAGGUGCCGAUUUCUGUAAGUUCUGCGUGCAUUUUAUCUAUUCGUACUGAUCUGAGUUAUCAUGUAACAAAUUCAAUUGCGUUAGACUUCUACAGGAUACUCUCUGAUUAGUGAAAUUCCUCUUGUAGGCUGCUUAGCAUCAACUCCUUGGCGUGGAAUAACACGAAGAGUGGGCUUUCGUGCUUCGACUUUUAAUUCUGUCUUUGGUAAAGAUACAUUUGAUCACUGGCUCCCAUAAAUUGACAGUAGGCCCCCAAUCGAAUAAUUGUUCAUAAGGUUUAACAGUAAACAAAAGAUUCAUUACCAUGUACUUUAUUAGUGUUGUAUUCUACUCGAAAUUGGGAAAAGGAAAGAUCCAUACUCUUCACAUACUGAUUGUUAUAGUAAUCAUAUACAAAAUAUACGGC